AUGGUUAAUAAAACUUUAAAACAAAUUUACUUACUUUUAUUUGUUAUACAAGCCGUUGUAAAUGCUCAAAAUAUUUCAAAUGAAGAUGAAAUAGUUGAUAAUGAUGACAUGGAAAAUCCUGAAGAAACUGGACCUUAUUUGGAAGGUGAUAUUAAUGGCCAAGCAGAAGAAUUUCGUAAUAUUUUGCGUAAUGGUAUAGUGUCUGCUAACUUUAGAUGGCCUCAAGCUGUAAUACCAUACGAAAUUGAAGGAACUUUCAGUACAAACGAACUCACCAUUAUAUCGCAUGCAUUUAACGAGUAUCAUACCAAGACUUGUGUACGUUUUCGUAAACGUACCAAUGAAAUGGAUUACAUUGUGCUUACCAAUAAGCCAACUGGUUGCUGGGCUAGUUUGGGCCGCAUGGGCGGUCGCCAAGAAGUUAAUCUGCAAUCGCGCAAAUGUUUCGCCAACUAUGGCACCAGCAUGCACGAACUAAUGCAUGCCUUGGGUUUCUAUCACGAACAAAAUCGUUUUGAACGUGAUUCGUAUGUCAAGGUUAUAUCGGAGAAUAUAAAACCUAAUAUGCUGGUGAAUUUCGGUAAAUUACCUCAUGCCGCUGCUACGGGUUAUGGAGUGGCUUAUGAUUAUGCCAGUGUUAUGCAUUAUAAAGCUACCAGUUUCUCUAAGAAUGGCAAACCAACGUUGGAAGCUUUGCAAGCCACACCGGAAGCAUUGAAAAUGGGCCAACGUUAUGGUUUCUCUAAGGGUGAUAUACUCAAAAUUAAAGCCAUGUAUCGAUGUCAAUGA
Messenger RNA from Calliphora vicina (urban bluebottle blowfly), 789 nucleotides. RefSeq names its product zinc metalloproteinase nas-8. Gene Ontology annotation, molecular function: zinc ion binding; metalloendopeptidase activity. Gene Ontology annotation, biological process: proteolysis. Bases 1 to 789 code for a protein of 262 amino acids. The transcript has a single exon. NCBI's taxonomy places the organism in Eukaryota, Metazoa, Arthropoda, Insecta, Diptera, Calliphoridae. The record is from RefSeq and is a predicted model, not a curated record.